UAUAUAAGCAAUACUGGCUUGACCAACUUCGAAUUGGCGGCGGACGAUGCUUAUAUUAGGAAUUUCGUCUGCGAGGACACCAUGUAGUCGGUUUUUGGCCUACCGUGCAUCCCGACCAUUCGCCCGUGUGCAAUAUCAUUCGGCCUGUUCUCUGAAGGGUUUUUCGUCCUUUUUCUUUCACAACGGUCUGUGGAAAUCAGAGGCUGCGGUUGGUGGUAGUCACGGACAGUGUGCUGUUCGACAUUCUACCCAUACUUGUCCUGUGCGGUUCGCCGAUUUUCGGGAAACCUCCCUGGACACUCCCAGGCAACUUCUGAAUGUAUACGGCCAGCUAUCCAAGCUGCGUCUGACAAUUCUGGUCAUGCUUUCGGCGACUUCUGGUGUUGCCAUGUCCCCUCUUCCAACUACUCUGCCCAUCCUUCUAUCUACCGCACUGGGAACGGCAUUGUGCUCGGCCUCAGCCAACACUUUCAAUCAGAUACAGGAAGUUCCCUACGAUGCCCAGAUGGCUCGCACACGCCAACGGCCCCUAGUUCGUCGCGCCAUCAGUCCUUUGCAUGCGACCGUCUUCGGAGUCGUAACUGGUAUCGCCGGUCCGGCUCUGUUGUGGACCAUGACGAAUCCCGUCACUGUAGUGCUUGGAGCCACCAACAUUGGUCUCUACGCUGGUCUGUAUACUUGGCUCAAAAGAAAAAGUGUUUUCAACACGUGGGUUGGCGCCGUUGUUGGCGGAAUACCUCCGCUGAUGGGCUGGACAGCUUGCGGUGGCAAGUUACUUCCUACAGCUGACCAUCCUGUCCAUUUCUUCUUGCCCUCGUUCCUUUCGGAUGCACCGCUGGACCCGUCCAUGGCCGAUAAUCCUCUUGGUGCCGUAGUUCUUUUCAUUCUGUUGUAUAGCUGGCAAUUCCCCCACUUCAACUCGUUGUCACAUCUCACGAGGGCCUCUUACGCUCAGGCGGGCUACAAGAUGCUCUCGGUACUUUCGCCCAGGAAAAAUGCUGUAGUUAGCUUGCGGCACACACUCUUACUACUUCCUCUCUGCUCAUUGGUGUUCCCACUCUCUGGCCUCACGACCUGGGGCUUUGCCCUCACAUCUUUUGUGCCGAAUUUGGUGUGGAUAAGGGCAGCACUUGCAUUCUGGAGGACCUGCGGGGAAAAACAAGCCAGGAAAACGUUUCAACACAGCCUGUGGUACCUGCCGAUGAUUCUGGCAUUAAUGAUGCUACACAAACAGGGCAUGGAUUGGACGGAGUGGAUAAGAGGUGACACAACAAUACUGCAGGUUGAACGCCAGAAAAGCCAGAGUGAAGCAAAUUAGUAUUGUCUAUCCUCGACGUAAUGUAAAUUGCCUCACGUACAAGAACCAGAA
Messenger RNA from Pisolithus orientalis, 1369 nucleotides. RefSeq names its product protoheme IX farnesyltransferase. The transcript has 2 exons. Gene Ontology annotation, cellular component: mitochondrion; membrane. The record is from RefSeq and is a predicted model, not a curated record. Gene Ontology annotation, molecular function: protoheme IX farnesyltransferase activity. Gene Ontology annotation, biological process: heme biosynthetic process. NCBI's taxonomy places the organism in Eukaryota, Fungi, Basidiomycota, Agaricomycetes, Boletales, Pisolithaceae. The coding region runs from base 47 to 1318 and encodes 423 amino acids.